Molecule: messenger RNA, 2336 nt
Organism: Chlamydomonas reinhardtii
Lineage: Eukaryota; Viridiplantae; Chlorophyta; Chlorophyceae; Chlamydomonadales; Chlamydomonadaceae
Exons: 5
Coding region: 746-1822 (358 amino acids)
Source: RefSeq, a predicted model, not a curated record
GCUUCAUUGGUGUCACCAUACAGGGCUGCCAGCGGGGCUGUAUUAACGACAGAUGCUCGCGCAUACAGAUCGCGCGCCGGCGAGGCUUUCGAUACGUACAUAAGUGCUUAUAUUGACGCAAUUUAUGUAUCUGACUUAUCAUUGGACCAGCGCCAGCCUAUGCGAUGAAAUCGGCCUUAAAUGAGCUAGAAAGCAGGACGGUGCUCCGUGGGAGCAUGCUCCUUAAAUUUGUCUUUCUUGAAGUAAAGGACUCCAAUAUAUGCGUUUGAAUGCGCUGAAUAUGAAUUUGUUUCAGCAGUUACUUGUUCCCAAACUCGACCCGGGUGACGGAUCUCUGUCGCUGGGGAGUCUUCUUCCAUGUAUAUACCUUCGUGUAACUGAUGGCAUACAUAGUGGCUGUGUGCAGUCGGCGGGGGCCGGGGCACGCCAACCUGCCCAAGAACGUUUAUCCACUAGUUUCCAUACCUUUGGGCAGCCGUGGGCAGCUAGCUAAGCCAGCUCGCCUCGCGGGCGCAGAGGACACGACUGGGGACGCAUGAAAACCUGGUGACGCGACAGUUGUUGGACGAACUAUACUAACCGUCAAGGGCGGUUGGACAAUAGUAGCGUUAACGUUAAACAUUGUAGGGGUUCAUCAAGCGCCCUUCCGGCCAUAUAUAAAUAGGAACACUUCCUGCCUACCCAGUGUCUCCUUGUCACCCUCGUAGCUCAGGACGAUCGCUUGCAUCGCGAAGGUGCAAAGAAAAUGGCUAAACCAACGCACGCGGCUGUCUUGCUGUUGGCCAUCGCAAUUCUUGCAUUAAGCGCGCCGGUCGUCGUCGUCGGCCAGAACUUCUAUCUCGGCAGCUGCACACAGUAUCAAUCUGUCAAGACUUCCUCGCCUAUCCCCAACCUGGUCUUUAUGGGCAACUCGCUCCGCUUCUACGACUGGGAAAGCGUGUCUGGCUCUGCGACAUACUUCUGCAUGACCGGACCGUUGCCCGCCUCCACCGACCUGUCUCUGCAGGCCUACACAUUCCCCAACACGUCUUCGUUUCCUUGCUCGGUCAGCUUGGUGCAGCCGUUCGUCCCGGACUACAACAGCCAGGUUCGCGGUGCGGGCAUGGGCAAGAUCACCUGGAAGUUCCCCUGGACCAGUCAGGCCUGCUACUGCUUCCGGGCGGGAUCCGUGCAGCGCAACAGCGAUUACAACGGAUUCAGCUGGACAUGCAACGACGUGGCACAGUGCUACUGCGAGCCGACGCCCGUCCAGUACUGGGCUCAAGUUGGCUCGGUGCAGGGUGCGUGGAAAAAUCACCGGACUGUCUACGGCUGCAACACCCUCUUUAAGUCCGGCUGCACUCCAAUUACGUCGCAGCAGUACCAGCUGUCGCCCGCGGAAUUCGGUAACCGCAUGAACCAAAUGUGCGUGGGCGCCGGCCCCUGCAUCGAGACCACUGCUUGGGAGCCCUUAGCCAACCAGGACCCCUUCACCGCCAAGUGCUACAUGAAGUUUGUGGGCAAGGCAAGCUCGAACGGCACCAUGGAGAUGCUCAAGAGCACGCUGAAGCAGGCAUUCUCUCGCGACGUCAGCUGUGACGCCAAGUACCGAGACAUCAGCUACGACAUCACCCAGUGCUACUCCCCCUCCAAGCUGACCGCAGUUAUCUACGACGUGAAUGGCAGGGUCAUGGGCGACCUAAGCAUGAUGUACACGUGCUCGUCGGCCUCUAUCCCGUGUGCCACUGUCGUUCGGGCGCUGGGCAGCGCUGCGGGCUCGGUCAUUCCCUAUGCUUCGACCGUCACCGGUCUCUUCGCGCCCAUGAUCUGCACGCCCGUGUAGAUUGUUAGUCAUGUAGCUAGGAUAGAUGGAUGCAUGAUGGGCAUAGACGUUUGCUCGUCUCACGCUCAAUCGUUUGAGUGGCAGUCGUGAGCUGUACGUAUGUGCGUUCUGUAUAUGUGGAGGAUGGAGCGUGUGCUGAGGAGUGCAUGCGUGGAGACCGCCGAGUGCGUGAGCGUGCGCAUGCCCACGUCCACUGCUGCCGAGAGUUCGACUGCAUGCUGAGAAUUGAAAUACUUCAUUGCAAGUGCCAGUGCAGACGAGAGAAUAAAGGACUGAGUACAGUGCAGCAGCAGGGACUGGUAUUGCGCAGUCUGCCGGAGAGGAUAGUAAGGGCAUGAAAGAGACGUGGGGCGAGAACUGCCGUAUGCACGCGGCACGGUGUGCACAGCGCUAGCGGCGGCGGCCAUCCAGUGACGCUUGCUAGCAGCAGCUGGUACUAGCUAUAUGUAUAUCGUCAUGGCAAAAAGAACGCGCUACAUUACAAAUGGUACCGUACGUGUAAAUUUGAUGCGAU